GUCGUGAACCGGGUGUUUGACUCGGAAGCUUCGUGUAGUAGGCGAGAGGGAAGAAAAUGAACGUCGGCUCCCUGCUCUCAAACACUAUUUAAAUAUCUUAAUAGCUAGCGUUGCUGGCGUGUAGCCUAUGCACUCACUUCCUAGUAAAAGCCGUAGAUCUGGAAACCUUCGUAACCUCGAAGGAAAACGGUCAACGUUGACGCUUCUGUCGAGUCUUCCAGCAUUCAGGCUCGCUUCGUUCCCUUCGCAGUGUCGCCUGAAUUAUGGAAAAUGCCAAAUCUCCCGAGGAAAAAGGAGCGCCCACACACUACACAAACGGCCUGGUGAACGGAUUUCAUCCGUCGCAGUCAGGCGCCGGGGGCUGCAAUGCUUGCAGUGCAAACGGAGGUGGUGGAGGAGGAGGAGGCGAUGACAGUGGCACCAACCGUGGCGGUGGCCAUAAUGGUAUCGAAAAUUGCCACCAUCUUCAUCAGGAUGUGCACAGCCAUGGCUCGCCUGCCAAACGUUGCAGACUUCGGAGACGAAUGGAUUCGGGGAAGAAGAACAGACCCCCCUUCCCCUGGUUCGGCAUGGACAUCGGCGGCACGCUGGUGAAGCUGGUGUACUUCGAGCCCAAGGACAUCACGGCAGAGGAGGAGCAAGAGGAGGUGGAGAGCCUGAAGAGCAUCCGCCGCUACCUGACAUCCAACGUGGCGUACGGCGACGCGGGCAUCCGCGACGUCCACCUCGAGCUGCGGAACCUGACCAUGUGCGGUCGCACGGGCAACCUGCACUUCAUCCGCUUCCCCACGCAUGACAUGCACAGCUUCAUCCAGAUGGGCCGCGACAAGAACUUCUCCAGCCUGCACACGACUCUGUGUGCCACUGGGGGCGGGGCCUACAAGUUCGAGGAGGACUUCAGGACGGUAGCUAAUCUGGAGCUGCGGAAGCUGGACGAACUGGACUGUCUGAUCCAGGGCCUGCUCUAUGUUGACUCAGUUGGUUUCAAUGGCCACCCAGAGUGCUACUUUUUCCAGAACCCCUCUGACCCUGAAAACUGUGUCAAGAGACCAUGUUGCCUUGACAACCCUUUUCCCAUGUUGCUGGUAAACAUUGGAUCGGGGGUUAGCAUCCUGGCAGUCUACUCCAAAGAUGACUACAAACGGGUCACGGGUACCAGUUUGGGAGGUGGAACAUUCCUUGGCCUGUGUUGCUUGCUGACUGGCUGCGAGACGUUUGAGGAGGCUUUGGAGAUGGCAGCAAAGGGUGACAGUACUAACGUCGACAAGCUGGUGAAGGACAUUUACGGCGGAGAUUACGAGCGCUUCGGUCUUCAAGGCUCGGCCGUGGCGUCCAGUUUUGGUCACAUGAUGAGCAAGGAGAAACGUGAUAGCAUCAGUAAGGAGGACUUGGCCAGAGCCACUCUGGUCACCAUCACAAACAACAUUGGCUCCAUCGCCCGCAUGUGUGCUGUGAAUGAGAAAAUCGAGAGAGUUGUUUUUGUUGGGAAUUUCCUGCGAAUCAACACGGUGUCGACAAAGCUGCUAGCCUACGCCAUGGACUUUUGGUCAAAAGGACAAUUGAAAGCGCUAUUUUUGGAACAUGAAGGUUAUUUUGGGGCUGUUGGUGCUUUCCUAAAGCUAUUGAAGAUGACCGAAGACCUCUGAGGCGUUUAAGGGACUUGGAAACUGUCCACCCAAAAGCUGCUUUGAGAUAUCAGGAAAACCUCCUCCCAUAAGAAGGAAGAGAUGCACCGAUUGUGUCAGAUGUUUAGGAUGACGCCCACAUCCUCCUUCCCUGCUCGCAAGCGUAAUGCCAGCCUGAUCAUGAUACAUGAAAUGGGUUUGGAGAUUCGUGUGUAUUUGCCACUAAUAAGGAAGCCUCUCGAGGUACAGUCUACUGUAAAACCAAAACAUUUGUGAUCGUAGACCAUGUCCUACAAGCCAAAUUCUACUGAUUUUUAGACUUAAUGUCAUAUUUCUCCAAGUCAGUUUUUGUGUAGUGUGUUUUAAAUGAAUGGCCUGGAACAUGACUUAGAAGUAUAAGAUUCAGUCUGGUAUACAGAAUUGUCUCUGUUCUAAGUCAGGGCUCUAAUGUAUUAUCUGUUAUUAAUAUGCAAAAAAUAUCCUUUGUGACUAUGUAGGAAAAAAAAAGGUUUCUGUGAGAUUUUGGCCGGUUUUCGUCUGUUUUUUUUUAAAAAGCCCAAUAAGUAAAAUUCAUACAUGAGACUUAACAUCACUGGAGUUGCUCCCAGUUUACACAUUGUGAAAACCACAUGGCCAAACAUUUGAAUACCAGUUAACCCAUCAUAUGCAACGAUGAAGGUGAUUCCAACACUAAAAUGUAAGCAUUACUAUUACCACCCAGUACCCACAAUACCCUUCACACUUAGCUCAGCACUGUGGUCAUGAGACAUGGACUUCACCCUCAUCUUACAGUACAGGGAAAAGUCUCAAUGUUUUAUUUAUUGGGCUUUAAAACUUAACUUUGGAAAAUGACGCUUCAUAAAUCAGAAACGGCUUGUACAGUUUACAGUAUUAGUCAAUACAAGUUGAACAGAUGGAGAGACCUGUAUCUCUUUAUUAAUUUAUUUUUUUCUCUUUGCCCUAUUUCUCUGUGGGUGUGGGUUGUGGGAGGCGAGUCCAUCAUCUGCCAAAUAUUAGUGUGUUAACCCAAAUUGAGACUUUGAGACCAGGUUGGGGACCAAGCUUUCAGUAUUUACUGAACUACAGUUAAUUGGAUUGUUCGACUAAUAUUAGAGUGCUGAUUCAUUUCUUGUGAGGUAGAUGGUAUGCAUCAGUUCUGGUAGUGUCCCAUGGUCUGAAUAAUGAGCCAUUCGCUGAAUGAGCCACUCCGCUCACACGACCAUUUCCUUUUUACCUUUGAGAUGGACUUACACUGUAACAUAUGUUUUGUUUUUUUAUUUGAUUAUAUAUUUAAUCCAUAUUUUGCAGAUUGUAUCAUUUUAUUGAUUUAUAUUUGUGGCAUUACAUUCUAUCUGUGGUAUCGUAGCUUCACUUGAACCUGCAGAUGGAGCCUGUAAAUGUGUCUCCUGCCUUGUCUUCUGUUUUUUCCUACAAAUGCCUUCAUGGUCAUUUUGUCACGUCUCAUGUACUACUCUGAGAGAAGCCCGGCAUCAUGUCCCUUUAAAACAACAACGUCUACUUUUUUACGUUCUUUCUUCAAAGCCACAUACAGAGAGGAGAGUAGGCCUCUGCCAGUCUGGACAUGUCCCUGCAUACUCCUGCCUGCGAGUUUUGAAACUGUGAGGUGUGUGUUAAGGGUGGAGAAUCCCAUCUAACUGAAGGGGAGGAGUUGAGCCUGUUGAUCUGGAAGAGAUUACAGGCCAGGGUAAACAUGCCCUGCAAGUAGGACACUGAAAAAUCCAGAAAAUGUGGAAUUUCCAGUCAUUAAGACAUUGGGUUCUUGAACCUAAUGUCCUUCCCAGGACUGUCUCCAUUUCAGAAUUAGCCCAGAAUGUGGUGAAACUUUAAAACUACCUCCCUGUGUGUGCAGAAUUUUAACACUGCAUUGCUGGUCUAUGCGUUUUUACCCAUCUGACUUGAUGUACUGACUUGGUGUUUUAGGCAAAUUUACAGCUGGAAAUCAAACUAUUCAUUGUGAAUUUAGUCACUAGGAAUAUUCUAAUAUGAGAGCAAAUUCCUUUUGGAAAUAAUUAGAGGUUCCUUUACCUGUAGUUCAUCAGCAGCUGUCAUCAAUCACAUGGUUAUUUCUAUUAAAAAUCUUUCAUACUGUGUUAUGCGUAUGCUCUCAGACCUGUAUCAUAUUGAAAGCACUUGGGUUCCACACGCGGUUUGAUGCCACUUGGACACAAGUGCUCCCUGUCACAUAUGGGGUCUUGUAACCACGCGUGAUGCGUGAUUUCCCUCUUCAUGCUACUGUUUCCAGCUUCUCAGGCUUCGGAAUUGCCUUAUGCAGUCGGUCACCCUUUUGACUCGAGUACCUGCAUGUGCACAGUGGCAGAGUCUAGCGCCACUCUGAGCCACUACUGCAACUCUCGUGUGCGACGGCGUGCCUUUCGCUGACGAAGACCAGACUUUUGACCUGUAUGUUUCAUUAUGUUCUCAUGUUACACCCGGAAGUCACCGAUAUUGCUAAAAAAAAAACAACAAAACAAAAAAAACCCUGUUGGUUCUGAAACAUGCUGAAUUAAACUGGUCUGUUUGUAUUUGUUUUUCUGUUGUUUUGGAUUGUUUUUUUGAAUGCAUGUGUUGGUGCAUACUGUCCUCAGCUCUGAGCCACUGCAGACAAUAAUUACUGCAAUAAGACUAACCAGUGUGGGACAAGUAAAGACACUCCAGGCCUCCCCAUUAAUGUUGAAUAUGUGCUUUCUGCCAGGUCCCUGUCUGCUUACUGCAUGAAUGCUGGGUAGCAGCAUUCUGUGCUCAACAACGCUCUCUUUCAUUCAUUUAUUUAUUUAUUUUUUUCCUUUUUGUUAAUCAAAGAGUCUGAUUUAUGUUUUUUCUGAUCGGCCAGUUUAGUUAUACCUUAUGCAUGUUCGCUUACCACACUUGAAAGAUUCUUACAUUAAAUGUUCUCUCAGCCUGCACUUGUUUUUAAUAAUACACUUUCAUCAUUUGCAUUACUAGUCAUGAAUGUCAUAUUAAUCAUGUGUGUUCAUGUGCUUGGCCUCAGAUGUGUUCCAUGUUUAGCCAGAUUUGAGUUCCGCCACUAACAGGAUGUUACUGUACAGUAUUGUCAUUCCAGCACUGUGCUGACAGUAUCACUACAGCAAUGUGUUUUGUGUUUACAUGCUGUAAAGGUCCGUGACUUAUUUAUGUCCUGAUUGGAAUGAUGAGCUCAUUCCAGCCUGCUCUGAAAAUCAUGACAACCUUUUUUUCCCCUCUGUUGUCAAUAAAUCUUGUGAAUACAUAUUAAAUGUGAUUAAUUAUG
Molecule: messenger RNA, 4893 nt
Organism: Electrophorus electricus (electric eel)
Lineage: Eukaryota; Metazoa; Chordata; Actinopteri; Gymnotiformes; Gymnotidae
Gene: pank1b
Product: pantothenate kinase 1b
Biological process (GO): coenzyme A biosynthetic process
Cellular component (GO): nucleus; cytosol
Molecular function (GO): ATP binding; pantothenate kinase activity
Source: RefSeq, a predicted model, not a curated record